AAUCGGCGGAGGGAUCCUUGUUUGUCAGAACCAUGAUGAGAACGCAGAGAGGCAGUGAACAGGGGAGAUCUACCUUUUUAGCUCAGCCUAAUUGAGAUAGGUUUAGGUUCAACUGUAAAGACGCGUUGAUGUGAACAGCUCCGAAAGCCAAUGUUAACUUUCGGAUAGUACCGUUUGCUAGACAGUCUAGCGUUUCGUGGGCUGGCUUUUAGCUUAGUUAACUGGCGUUCUUCGGUGGAAAUAGCAAAAAUGUCGUCUCCAAGUCCGGGUAAAAGGCGAAUGGAUACCGACGUGGUGAAACUUAUUGAGAGCAAGCAUGAAGUCACCAUCCUCAGUGGCCUCAAUGAAUUUGUAGUGAAGUUUUUUGGACCACAAGGAACGCCAUACGAGGGAGGAGUGUGGAAAGUACGAGUAGAUCUUCCUGAUAAAUACCCAUUCAAAUCACCUUCAAUAGGAUUCAUGAACAAGAUUUUUCAUCCCAACAUUGAUGAAGCAUCUGACCAACAUCUUUGAGUCGUUCCUGCCCCAGUUGCUCGCUUACCCAAACCCCAUCGACCCCCUGAACGGCGACGCAGCAGCCAUGUACCUCCAUCGGCCUGAGGAGUACAAGCAGAAAAUCAAAGAAUACAUCCAGAAAUAUGCAACAGAGGAAGCUCUGAAGGAGCAGGAAGAGGGAGCCGGCGAUUCUUCAUCUGAAAGCUCCAUGUCUGACUUCUCAGAAGAUGAGGCCCAGGACAUGGAGUUGUAGUAAUGGGAGAGCUCCCCCCCUACCCCUCAUCCUACGCCCUCCUAUAACCCCUACAGAGACUAUAUUUGAUUUCCUAACCAUGAGAAAGCAGACUUAUGAAAUUCAUAUUUAAACAAGUUGAUUUUUUUAUUAUUAUCGUUACUACUAAACAAGGAUUUUUAUGGA
Messenger RNA from Oryzias melastigma (Indian medaka), 913 nucleotides. RefSeq names its product ubiquitin-conjugating enzyme E2H (UBC8 homolog, yeast) (gene ube2h). Gene Ontology annotation, molecular function: ubiquitin conjugating enzyme activity. Gene Ontology annotation, cellular component: nucleus. Gene Ontology annotation, biological process: ubiquitin-dependent protein catabolic process; protein polyubiquitination. Lineage: Eukaryota; Metazoa; Chordata; Actinopteri; Beloniformes; Adrianichthyidae. The record is from RefSeq and is a predicted model, not a curated record.